This is a messenger RNA of Suricata suricatta (meerkat), 6243 nucleotides long. It is a transcript of the gene KLHL15, whose product is annotated as kelch like family member 15. The coding region runs from base 1720 to 3534 and encodes 604 amino acids. The record is from RefSeq and is a predicted model, not a curated record. Gene Ontology annotation, biological process: nuclear protein quality control by the ubiquitin-proteasome system; protein ubiquitination. NCBI's taxonomy places the organism in Eukaryota, Metazoa, Chordata, Mammalia, Carnivora, Herpestidae. Gene Ontology annotation, cellular component: nucleus; Cul3-RING ubiquitin ligase complex. The transcript is spliced from 3 exons. Gene Ontology annotation, molecular function: protein binding.
GUACGGAAUAGCGAAGCAGUGCUGUGAAUCGACCAGAUAUAUAAUAGUCACGUUGCUUGGCCUUCUUCCUACGAAAUGCUAACUGCUUAUUUAAAUAACGGUAUUCUUUAAUUCAAAUUUAACGCUCCUGUCGUGCUUUGCUUUUCAUUUUUCUAGGCCGCUUAUGCCCGUUUGCUUAGUCGGAAUAUUUAUUUAACACUUUAUGUUUAGUCUUCUGUGUUUUCCGAAUUUACGUUUAUUUUUGUUGCCCUGAUUAAAUUGCAACUCAGACAAUGCUUUUAAGGUCUAUUCUUUCAUUUUAAUGCUGUUUUUCAUGUCUAGGAAACGGGAUGCCUGAAUAUUCCUACUAAUUUAAAAAUUGUUUUUGAAGAGCUCACAAAUGCAUUCAGAUUUCUGUAAUUCUUAACAGAUCUAGAAAUGUAUAGAAAUUUUCAACUUUUUGGCCGUGUAAUAGUAUUAUAUGAUUUCAUUCUCUUUUUAAAUCAUCACGGCACUUAGUAGGUGCUUAAAACCAGUUUUUCCAUAGUAAAGGGUGUUAAUUUGCACUCUUGCUGAUUUUACUUGGGAGAAAUAAUAGAAUACUAAAUAGUUGUGGUUUGAGAAAUUGGACUUGUCAGAAUUUAUAAUUUAUAUGUGUAACAACAGAUGAGAUAUGGAAUAAUUCUUACUUGGGUACAUCAAAAAUGAACCGUGUAGUAUGUUUUGGCUUAAAAAUGGUCCACAAAAAGUGAAAGAAGCAUUUUUCUUAGAAUAUUGUUUUUAGCCAACAAAUGGUUUUCUGAGUUUUUUUUCUGAGACGUUUUAUUUUAUAGUCCCAUACCAGUUGUUUUUUAGAGUAUGGUUUUGUGUUUUGUAAAAAGAUAGAAUAAUGUAAGUGGUUGGAUUAAAUUAGCAGAUGGAACAGCCUCUUCUAAUGUGCUGGGCUUUUAUGCAUUGGACUUACCGUUUGUCCUGAAGAAAAAAUAUUGGCAAAUCACUGCUUUAUUGGUAAUUUCAAGGUUUGACCUUCUCUCUGCCUUAAUUUGGGUUAUCUGGGGCUAAAAUCUUGGAACCAGGGCUGGCUUGGCUUUCAUGGGUGUUCAGAAGGGCCCUGAAGUUGGUGUAAUAAUUUGCAUGUAAAACUGGCAUUGUACAAUAUAAAGGUGAACGGUAAAACUCAUGCUAAUUUAAAUUUUAAAUUUCUCUUUACUCAGAACGCACUAAGCAACAAAUAAAAACACAAGUCGAGAGAGACCUCAGAAGAAAGAAGAAGACUUUUUGUUUUAGUACCUUUAACGACACUUUUUUCUAGUUUCGGACAAGGGGGCCCAAAUUUUCAUUUCAUUUAGGUCCCAAAAAUUAACUGGCUUGUUGUCAGCUUGCCCUUCACAUUGUAAACAUUUUAAGAGUAAAUAACAUUAAUUGUGAGGAGAAUUAAUAUUUAGUUUGAGGGGUUGGAUUAAUUUAUUAGCAUGUAUUUCCUCUGAACUGGAAUGCUGUAGUUUGGGGUUUUUUUUAUUGAAGAGAAAUUAAAGCGUCGUCGGUGAAGCAUUAUAGGGUACUGGUUAAACACAGGCUCUGAAGAGGGGCCGACCCCAACUCCAUCGCUUAAGGAUCAUGGCCUUGGGCAAGUUUCUUAACCUCUGUGAGCUUUGAUUUUUCUCAUUUUUAAAUCCGGGAUGGUUACAGAACAUGGAACGUUAUGUGGAUUAAAUUUUCUGCUCAUCCAACAGGUGAUUCAUGGCAGGGGACGUGGAAGGAUUCUGUUCCUCCAUCCAUGACACCAGUGUCUCUGCUGGGUUCAGAGCACUGUAUGAGGAGCGAUUGCUUCUUGAUGUCACUCUGGUUAUUGAAGAUCAUCAGUUCCAGGCCCAUAAAGCACUGUUGGCCACCCAGAGUGAUUACUUCCGAAUUAUGUUUACUGCAGACAUGAGGGAGCGAGAUCAGGACAAAAUUCAUUUAAAAGGUUUAACUGCUACUGGUUUCAGCCACGUGCUUCAAUUUAUGUACUAUGGAACUAUAGAACUGAGUAUGAAUACUGUUCAUGAGAUCCUUCAGGCUGCCAUGUAUGUUCAACUUAUAGAAGUGGUGAAGUUCUGCUGUUCUUUUCUGUUAGCAAAAAUCUGCUUAGAAAAUUGUGCAGAAAUUAUGAGACUCUUAGAUGAUUUUGGUGUUAACAUCGAGGGAGUCAGGGAGAAGUUGGACGCCUUUCUGCUAGACAACUUUGUGCCACUCAUGUCCAGGCCUGACUUCCUGUCUUAUCUUAGCUUUGAGAAGCUCAUGUCUUAUUUGGAUAAUGAUCAUCUGAGCAAGUUCCCAGAGAUAGAGCUGUACGAGGCUGUGCAGUCUUGGCUGCGGCAUGAUAGAAGACGCUGGAGACAUACCGAUACCAUCAUUCAGAACAUCAGGUUUUGUUUGAUGACCCCAUCCAGUGUUUUUGAGAAGGUUAAGACAUCUGAAUUUUAUAGAUACUCCCGACAGCUGCGCUAUGAAGUUGACCAAGCACUGAAUUACUUUCAGAACGUUCACCAGCAGCCUUUGUUGGACAUGAAAUCAAGCCGCAUCCGUUCUGCCAAACCCCAAACUACAGUAUUCCGAGGCAUGAUUGGACAUAGCAUGGUUAACAGUAAAAUCCUUCUCUUAAAGAAACCAAGAGUCUGGUGGGAAUUGGAGGGCCCACAAGUUCCUCUGCGCCCGGACUGCCUUGCUAUCGUCAAUAACUUUGUGUUCUUGUUGGGCGGGGAAGAACUGGGCCCAGAUGGCGAAUUCCAUGCUUCUUCCAAAGUGUUCAGGUAUGACCCCAGACAAAACUCUUGGCUCCGGAUGGCAGACAUGUCUGUGCCACGUUCAGAGUUUGCAGUUGGUGUCAUUGGAAAGUUUAUUUACGCUGUGGCAGGCAGAACCAGAGAUGAGACUUUCUAUUCAACUGAGAGAUAUGACAUCACCAAUGAUAAGUGGGAAUUCGUGGAUCCUUAUCCAGUUAACAAAUAUGGACAUGAAGGGACAGUGCUCAAUAACAAGUUGUUCAUCACCGGUGGAAUCACCUCGUCUUCCACCUCCAAACAGGUGUGUGUGUUUGACCCCAGUAAAGAAGGGACCAUAGAACAGCGGACCAGGAGAACUCAAGUGGUUACCAACUGUUGGGAGAAUAAGAGCAAAAUGAAUUACGCAAGAUGCUUUCACAAGAUGAUUUCUUACAAUGGCAAGCUUUACGUCUUCGGUGGCGUCUGUGUGAUCUUGAGAGCCUCUUUUGAGUCUCAGGGAUGCCCUUCCACAGAAGUGUACAACCCAGAGACUGAUCAGUGGACCAUUUUGGCAUCCAUGCCAAUUGGCAGAAGUGGCCAUGGCGUGACUGUGCUGGACAAACAGAUAAUGGUUCUUGGAGGCCUUUGCUACAACGGUCACUACAGCGAUUCCAUUCUCACUUUUGAUCCGGAAGAAAACAAGUGGAAGGAAGAUGAGUACCCGCGGAUGCCCUGCAAGCUAGACGGUUUACAAGUGUGCAACCUGCAUUUUCCGGAGUAUAUACUGGAUGAGGUCAGACGUUGCAACUAAUGACAUCUUUCUCCCUUUAAAAAAAGCCAAACAAAAAAUUUGUUUGUGACAGAGUAGUUAAUUCAAAAACAUAAAGAAAAACCUCACCAGUUUUACUAUCAAAGCCAUUGGUGUAAUAUCGUAAAAAAUUUUUCAUUCUGUGCUAGCAUCUUUUUUUUUUUCUUUUUUAGUGGCCUCAGACUCAUGCAAUAAGUUCAUUCAAAGCGCUAGCUGUUGAAACUACUUCCAGGAGCAGUUUAAUAGAGUGAUCCACUUAUCUGGGAAGUUGAUUUUAUGCUUUAAACAUUUCUUUCAGAUAUCAGCGUAGCAGUCACGCCUCUUCUAAGAGAAGACCUGAUAAGUGUCACUGGAUGUAACUUUGGUUCCUAUCUCAAUCUGAAAUCUUUUGGAACAUUUAUUUCAGUGUAUUUCAGUCUGUUAGACCUUUUGGUUUUAUUAUUUACGUUAAAAGUCUUGUCCUUUUUGCAUGGCUUUUUGCUGAAAAUGCAAAAAUAUAAAUUUUCUACAAAGUUAACUUUUUUAUAUUCAAAACACUAUUUCUAAGCUGCCUUCUCUUCUCUGCAUUGUGUUAGUGAAAGCAUACCCAUCCUUGUGUACAUCUUAGGAACAUACAAGGCACAUCUCCUUUUAUGCGUGGUUAGGAUUCUAUAUUUUUAAGCUAGUGCAUUUGCACACACGGUUUGCCAUACUUGUUGAAUUUUAGAUGUAACGUCUUUUCAUGUACUAACAUUUUUAGAAAGUUAAAAUAACUGGAGUCCUCGUCUGGUAUCUUCAGUCCGUACUGAGUCAGUAAUAUUUGAGCUCCUUGUAUUCCUGAGACGUGUAUGGAUUUCUGAAAACUAACAUUUUGUGUUUUAUUUUCAAAAGUAAAUGUUAGUGUUCCUUAUCAAUGUAUGUCUUGUUUUUCAAAAUGUUUUUCUUUGCAGUCCUGGCCCUGCAGCGUGCAAGCACUUUUAAAGAGAAUUUAGGUAAUACCAGACUCCUAAAUAAAGCCCCCUUAAAAGUAAGUGCAACUCACAUUCUUUACAUUCAAUAAAGCUGCUGCAUCUGUUAUUGAAUGGAAAGUAGCAACUUGUGGAAAAUUUGAGUUCAUUUUUGACUUAGAGGUAAGAAGUAGAGUUAUAAUCUAACUGGUUAUAUCUCCUUGUUUAUUUAGUACAAAAUACUUAGUGGCCCUGGGGAUGUAAGCCCCUCAGCCUUUGUUUUAUUUACUGAAAGCUACUAGCAUGAAGGAUAGUAACCUCAAAGUUCAGAAUGCAUCAAGGUUAACUGUUGACAGCAUUUAUAAAAGUGUAGGAUUAGCCGUGCACCUUUCAACUCUUUGAACUCGAAGGAAAAACAUGUAGUUGACAAAAUUAAGCAAGAAUAACCAGGGAGUGGAUCAUUCAAAUUGAUGCCAUUUUCUCUUGAGUAGAGUCUAUAUCUGAUACAGACUAGAUCUACACUGGCAAAACUUGCCAGAGCUUAGGAUAUUGGUGCAAUAUUGCAAUGCCUUCUUCUAUGGCUGUUGUAUAAAUUUUCUAGUUUCACUUUUUUGGUUGUUUUUUUUUGGGGUUUUUUUUUUUUUGUUUUGUUUUGUUUUUUUUUUUUUGCUGCUGCCACCACUGAACACAAAAUGGAAGAGUGAAGUCAUGAUCUUGUUUCCCAUGGUAAUAUGGGUAAAAGUUUUUUCCUACCUUUUAAAGAUCAUUUUUUUAAUCAUUUUUUUUUGAAAACUAGGAAUUAGAUUAGCCAUUUAAUUUUUUUCCUAACAUAUUAGUUGGUUUAGUGUUUUGUUUGUGUGCUGUCUUGCUUUAAAGAAAGUAACGAUAAUGUCUUCAUUGUUUUCCUCAUUGUUGUCUUUUGUUGGAAAAGACCGAGACAGGUACCCCUAACAGGCUUUUACACUUUUACACACCAGUGGUGGUUCUUGUUAAUUGCUUAGAUAAAACUUCAUAGUCCUAGUUAGUGUAAGAUCUGGGCAAACUAUUGAAUAUUCUUGGUUUUCCAUUCUAAAGACACAAGGCCAAGAUCAUAGUUCAUGUUUUAGAAAAUUUGUGAAAUCUUAACUUGAACUAACUGGGUUCAGCUUCAUAUGUGAGUCAUGUCUGACCUGAUGUUAGCUGUAGUCCGUUUUGAGCUUUAAGAAUAGUUGGUAUUGUUUGGGUUCUGAAUGUAUGAGAAAAUUCAUCUGUUGAUAUGUAGUGCUAAUAUAGGUUAUUUUAAAUCCAUGAUUAACCUACAUUCCCUUUUAACAUUAUGGUUCAAUUGCUGAAAGAGAUUUAUUUUUGUUAUACGAAACUAUGGAAGAUUUUUCCAUAGAAUUUUUUUUCAAGGUUAUUUUUUGUGUGCUUCAUUUGGAACCAUUUUUUGUUUAGCUACAUUGUAUGCGCUCAAAAUAGUGGUUUUUUAAAAAUUCAGUAAGAGAUUGGAAACUACAGUGUAACUGUUAUGAUCUGUGUGUGUUAAUUUUCACUUUACAUUUUAAACACCAGACGACAAAAAUUACUGAUCUUCAGUAAUUGCAUCUUAAUUAGAAAUGUUUGUUCUGUUCCGUAUCUUUGACCUUGAAUUUCAGUUUUGAUUUUAAUCUGCUUAAAGAAAAUCCUUGCACUACAACCAUUUCAUAAAAUUCAAGAUUCUCACCUUGAAGGUUUUGUAUUGGAAGAAGUACUACUGGUUUUUAUAAAAGCAAAGCCUAAUUAAUAGAAUUACUAGCUUUUCUUGAGA